AUGGCGUCUGAUCCUAUCCCUCCACCCUCCAAUUUUCAGCCACAAAGCCCGCUGUUCUAUGUCAUACCUGGCGAGAUCCGUAACGAGAUCUUCCAAUUGGCGCUCAUGCAGGAUGAAGACAGCGCAGCAGCGUAUCCGGAAGACUCGUACUGGUACCGGCCAGGUUUCUCAGGUCCGCUCAAGGGCAGCAGUGCGCUUUUGCGCACGUGCAAGCUCGCGUACGCGGAGGGACAGAAAGUGUUCCUCAGAGAGCUGGAAUGGGCUUUUUGGUUUACGUGCGAAAAGUUCUUCCGCAACCUAACUCCACAAGCCGUGCAGUCACUCCAGAAAGUUCGUCUUUUCACGCAGAUGUUCUGGCUCGAAGAAGGCGAUCAACUAUUCUACAUCCUCAGCAUACCUCAAUUCCGACCAACCCAGCUUACUAUUACCAUACGAUACUCUGACUGGUGGUUCUGGGAAAGCAAUUCGCCACUGAGUAUGGAAGAAAAGUGGCUACGCUACUUCGAAGGGAACCCCGGCUUGCGCGUACUGAGGGUUGAGUACGAGACGCUCAGUUGGAAGAAAGCGGAGAUGAUGCGCAUCAUCGAUCGAAACAAGAAAUGGAAACUACCUGUACGAAGGGAAGGCGGCAACUUCCAGAAGAAUGAGCUCGAGGGAUAUCUGAGCGCUGAGAACACUGAACUGAAGGAAUGGACUUGGAAGGGCCCAAGCAAGCUGGGUGGACAAGAUUGGAUUCACCACGGCACCGAAGAUAAGGUCGAAUACGUCGUCGUCACAGAUACCUGGAAGUUCGUGGAAGGCAAACUCACCGAGAAAGAGAUGGAGGGCCGAUUGACCACUAUGAUGCGAGCACCUGAGUUGACGCGGGCCGAGGUGGAAAGACGCCGCAAUAUAGGCGCAUGGCGUGGGAGACUUCGGGAAAGGAAGACUACACAGUAUGCAGCUUAG
Molecule: messenger RNA, 948 nt
Organism: Alternaria viburni
Lineage: Eukaryota; Fungi; Ascomycota; Dothideomycetes; Pleosporales; Pleosporaceae
Exons: 2
Coding region: 1-948 (315 amino acids)
Source: RefSeq, a predicted model, not a curated record